Molecule: messenger RNA, 2382 nt
Organism: Drosophila biarmipes
Lineage: Eukaryota; Metazoa; Arthropoda; Insecta; Diptera; Drosophilidae
Product: protein ORD
Exons: 7
Coding region: 195-1757 (520 amino acids)
Source: RefSeq, a predicted model, not a curated record
AAAUAAAUCUCCUUCAACUAUACUAUUUAAAUGCAAGUUAUAUAUUAUAUUUUACAUUGUUUCUUUAUAUUCGCUGAUUAAUUACUACUAUCACUACAUUCGUUCUAUUUUUAAAAAUUACUUUUUGAAUUUCCGGGAGCAUUUUCCAACACCUUUAAAACAGUCGCAUUAACCGCUCAUCGAUAGUUACAUUGAUGAGACUAUCGAUAGUUCGCAAGAAGAGUUCCCGACUUAUUUCAGCACUACCCAACACUAAAGGACGCCAAAGAAAGUUUAUGGAAAGGAAGUUAGGAUCGGAUCAAUUAAAGUUAACCAUGUCCAGAGAAGCUGCGCUAAAUAGGAACCACAAACUAAAACUUGUUUCGCUGAGUAUCAACGAUUGUUUGGGCUGCGAGUCAGUGACCAUUAACUUUUCGACCACCGAUAAUGUGCAUAUUAUCAUCUACGAUGUCUUCAAGGAUCUGCCGGUGGAAAUACCGGCUGUAAGUCCCGUGGGACAAGCCAUUCUUCUGCUCUGCUCCCUUACCUAUCCGGAUGGGGAGAGUCUUUCCAAGGUGCCGCUGCUCAGAAUUGGCAAGGGAAGCGUUUCCAUGAAGUUCGAGCUGCACCCCAUGGCAAAUGGAGAUGUCCCGCAGAGAUCCGAGGAUGUGGUAAGCGAUCUGGAUGAGACGCCCAGCACGUCGAAGCAGGCAAUGGAGCGUUUGAAAAGGCGAAAGGAGCGCAAGGCCACGGAGACCGCUUUGAGGAUCCUCCAGUCCAGUGUCCUCAAGGUGGCCGUGAAGCGCCGCUUCGAUUCCUUCUCCUCGCUGGACUCCGUUUCCUAUCAGUUGAAUGGCGGCAGGAUCGAAACCGCCAGCAUCCAGGACUUCCACGCCAAGUUCUUUGUGCGCCCCGAACACUCCACCAAUUAUUUGAGGAAUCUCUACCAAGAGUGCUCCGGCAACUGGCUGAAGGUCAUCCAAAGCGAUGGCGGUGGGGACGCCUACAGCACCUUCAAAGAUCCAGACAGUCCCUUCGAGACCUUCGUCAAGCUAUUCGAUCGCCAGGCGGUGCCACCACAGGAUGUGGUCUGCAAAUUGGUCAAGACAUGUAUACAUGUCAAUGAGGCAGUGCGUCUGGCCGAGCGAAAGUUUAUACUGGAGGUGUUUGACCAGGUGCGCCGCAUAUUCGAGUACAUCACGGUUAACGAGUACACCGUAUGGUUUCUGGUUCCUUGUCUGAACAAUAAGGAUCAACUCCGACCUAUGAACAUUGACGACUUUGAUUUGACCAAAGUAAGGACCACCAUUCGAGCCGCCGGCGAUACUAGCAAUAUUUACUGGGCCUAUACUGAUCACAACAUCCAGGACUUACUAAUGGUGGCUUUUCAGCUGGCCCUUGCCACCAAUGCCAACCAGUCGGUUCUGAUUAUCAGCCAUUUGGAAACGCUCUCCGAUUUUAUAUCCAUGCAAUAUGUGACGGCCAGUUUUAUGAAUGACUUUUACAUCGAAAAACACUCAGAUCCUAAAUGGAUAUGCCACCGCUAUCUACAGCGCAUCGUGGAGAUGGCCAUGUUUUUGGGCACCAUCGUCAUUAUUGAGUAUCCCAGUGCUUUUACACUGUUGCAAAAGGGUCGCCGGUUGAUCAAGUGUUUUCAGCGAAAGAAGAAGGGUACUGUGGGUGAAGUGCGAUGGGAGGUAAUGGAUGGUGUUGUCCAGGAGAACGAGUCUCUCGAAUGCCUCAAGAAGGCCGUCGUCAACAAGCAGGAGACCAUGUAGUUGCCAAAGAAUUUAUUAGCUUCGCCUCGAACCGAAAUCAUUUAUCUGCCGUCUGCGGCUUUCACACGCAAAUAGUUCCCUGCUCAUUUUCUAAUUACGCCACAGCUCACGGGCCAGCUGGAAACCCAUUCUUCAGCUCCAUUUCAAUUAGGGUUUUGCCGGCUGUCAGUCAAGGGUCCUUGCGCCAGUGCCGCGCGCGAAAUGCAGCAACUACAAUGGCUGUCAGACAAGAGGCACGCGUCAUUUGCCGGCGAAAUGCAUUUUGCGCCAGCCAAGACCAUUUUUAGCUAAAAUCACCCGGUGACCCAGUUGCUCGGCUGCGCGCUCGGGGAAGCAUCCUGGUGGAAUGCUGACUGACUGGCCGACGGGCUUGAGUGAUUGGCGGUUGUUGGGGCAAUUCUUUUUGGCGCCGAUGGGUGGUAAUCAUUCUUUCUAAGUUUUCCAUAACCAUUGUUCUUAAAAUGUAAAUUAGUGGGCGAGGCGAAGUUAUCUUUUAACGUAGUGUGACAGUUUUUCAAAUUGAUUAUAUUUGUACUAUUGUGCUUAUUGAUAUUAUUGUAUACAUAUUUUCCAAGUCAAUGUACUUGUUGCUCUAAGUCCUUUUAAUGAAAACGUUUUUAAGUUA